ACGACAUUAAAUGAGAAAAUCACCUCUUUUUCAUGUAAAAAUGUUUCUACAAAAACAUUUACCUAAUAAACUAAUAAAUUUUAUUUUUCCGAAAUUAUCUUUUUCGGUCAGUAUAGUUAUAUAAAUAAUAAUAAUAAUAAAUAAGUAAUUUUGAAGAUUUCUAAUUUUUGUUUAGAAUUUUUUUUUUGUUGUAACGAAAUAGUUUAAUUUGUUUACUGCAGCAUUUGUUAUCACAUAUGUGUGGUUAGCCUAGUGGUCACAUGACUUGGUUUCUAAACCCUUGGUCUUGGGUUCGAAUCCUAUAAGCUACACUUUUAAAUAAAUGUAGAAACUGACUUUUAAAUUAUUAUCUGUAUUAUCUUUGAUAUGAAAUAUGUAUAGUUGUAGUGGUUAGUUACUUUUGAAAAUAACACAAUGGUCUAGAGUUCGAAUCCCAGCACCUUAAAUUUUCUCAAAAUUUUAUAUUUUGGGUCGGUUUGGACUUGAACCAGACCCGAACCCAACCUAGACCGGUUCAGACUAAGUAUUGAAUCAGACCCGAACCCAACAUUGACCGGUUCGGAUUAAGUAUUAAACCAGACCCAAACCCAAUUUGGAUUAGACUAGAACCCAGUUUGAACCAGACCAGAUUCGACUGAACCAGACCAGAACCCUUCUGAACCAGAAAAAAAAAACCAGUUUGGACCCAUAAUCAUUUUCCAAGCCCAUUCAGGUCUAAACCCUAAAUUUCAAACCUGGUUGACCCAGUUAGGAUUUCAAUAUCAAUUUUUAGACCCGUUUGGGUCUCUUUUGCUUACUAAAAAUUAGUUUUCAUAUUUGUAUGAAGUUAACUUUUAAAAUUGUUUAUUGUUCGACACUAAACAAUUAUGCUAGUUAGUUUUUUUGUAUUGAGAUAAAUGAUGAUAUUGUUUGUUCUGUGGAUGUUUUUGGAUCUUCUGAUGGUAUGCUUGAUCACCCAGUUGUUAUCCAAUAGGAGAGACUGUGCAUGAAGACGACUCCUGUUAAAAAUAUGAUUUAUAAGCGUGCUUUCAUAGCAUGGCUAUGCUCUCGAUAUCUAUAUCCUGAUAUGAGAUUUCCUUGGCUAUUAUUAUUAUAGCACCGACUAGACGGUGCACCUGUUCUUGAUUGGACAUGUUCUUGGUUCACGGUUAUUUUCAUAGUUUUUACAGAAGUCGUUCCACGGUAACUCUGUGGUUAGUACACAACAUUUCAUGCACAGUCACUUAAAUUAAACUGAAAAUAUGGGGUUAAUAAAGGGGAAUUUGGACGGAGAAUAUAAAGUGUAUAUAAGUGGUUCAUGUACAUACCUGAUAUUUUAAAUCAUAAGGCCAAUGGCCGAUACUUGUCGCCGUAUUCCCGGGACGUAUUACGGGAAAGCCGAUUUAUAUACAUGGUAAUAUUCUCCUCAAAAUUCAAACAACAUAUAAAAUUUAGAAUUUUGUGUGCAUAUGCUUGGUGAUAGAUUUUUUUUGGAUAUCUACAAGUAGUUUUUCUUUAGUCACAUUUAAUUUACAUUUUGUGCACAACUUCCUCAUUUUACAUGCUUGCUGGGAGUUUUCUGACUCCCCUGGGGUUUGCUCGCCCUAGACUCGGGGACUUUCCUUUCUUCGCAGGACCAAGAGUAUUUUGAGGAUCAAGUCCAGCGGCAGUGAUCACCGUUAUUCUAUCAGUUCCCAAAUCAACUUGUCUUAGGUGAUCACUAUGGCCCCAAAACGUCGACCCCCUACUCCAGUUGUUCCUGAGGGACACCAAGUCGAUCAGACUGAUCUUGCAGAAGCGAUUAGGGAGCUGGUAGCUCAAAAUCACCAGAGGGAUGUGCAACAACGGGUUGCAAGGCCGGGCAAUGUGUCAGAUUUUCGGAAGCUCAACCCGCAACACUUUGCCGGGACUGAAGGCGGAUAUGAGGCUGAGAUGUGGUUGCAAACCAUGGACCGCCUAUUAAGGGCAGCGAGGAUACCCGAUGAAGACCGAGUGGAUAUUAUACAGCUGCAGCUCAUUAAUGUAGCCAGGACCUGGUGGGACGCAGAGGAGGGGAAGCUGCCUAAGCCAAUUUCGUGGGAGAUAUUCCGAGAGAGUUUUCUAGAGACAUUUUUCCCGAGGACAGCUCGUCUUGAGAUACAAAGGCAGUUUGUAAUGCUAAGACAGAGGACCAGUACUGUAGAUGAGUAUGCAGCAGGAUUUGCUAAGCUCAGUAGAUUUGCCCCUGGGAUGGUGUCGAAUGAGGUGGAUAAGGGACAAAGGUUCAUGCAGGGUCUAAAUUUUGAGAUCCAGACACAAAUUUAUAGUCAGAAGGGGGUUGAGACUUAUGCUGAUGUCUUAGAAGCAGCUAGAAAAGUGGAACAAUUGAUUGGGAUCAUGAACUCUGUGAGGAGAGGGACAAACAAGCGCCCUGCAGGACCGACGUCCGGAAGUAACCAGCAGAAACCUCAGACGGGAGGGACACCAGCCAAGCGCUAGCAGACAGGAACUUCGAGACCAGUGCCACAACCAACCAACAUGAUUUGCCAUUAUUGCAAGAAGCCGGGGCACUUGAUGAAGGACUGCAGGAAAGCUAACGGGUUGUGCCUAAUAUGUGGGGCGGCAGAUCAUCAGCUUACCACUUGUCCUAGUAGAAGAGUUUCAGGAGAAGCUUCAGGUGGAACAAUAGUACCAGCAGGCCAGGCUAGACAAGAUGUACAACAGCGGAGGCCGGCACUUCCUACUCAGCAACAAAUGUUCCAGAAUCAGCAGAGGCGCUCAGGGCAAUAUGGUCAGCGAACUCAGCAGCAGAGACAAGGUCAGGUCCUGACACUUACUGCUGAGCAGGCAGACACAUCUGGUGAUGUAGUCACAGGUACCAUUUUGGUUUAUUCAGUCCCUGCGUUUACCCUAUUUGAUUCCGGGGCAUCGCACUGUUUUAUAUCUGCCCAGUUCAUCUCACGACAUACUAUACCAUGUGAUCGUUUAGAUGCAAGCUGGAAUAUCCAUACAGGUAGUGGGGUGUUAAUGUCAUGUAGAGAGUGUAAGAAGUGCCCACUGGUAGUUUGUGGUAGGGAGCUAAUUACAGACUUAUUGGUGAUUGACACUAAUGGGUUUGAUGUUAUUUUGGGGAUGGAUUGGCUUUACAACUUCCAUGCGACGAUCAACUGCCGACGCAGAAGUGUAGUGUUCAAGAUACCAGAUCACCCAGAGUUUGAAUUCAUGAGCGGUAGCAAAGUGAUGGAGCAGCCAGAGUAUCGAGCAGGCGUGAAUGGAGUAUUAACCUGGAUAGAGGUAGAGGAUAAGCCCAUUCCAGAAAUUAUCAAGGAAUUUCUUGAUGUUUUCCCUGAUGAGUUGCCGGGUUUACCCCCAGAUAGAGAUAUAGAGUUCGUCAUCGAUCUUAUUCCAGGGGUUGCACCUAUCUCAAAACCACCUUAUCGGAUGCCGAUAGCAGAUUUAGAGGAUCUGCGAAAGCAAGUCCAGGAGUAUCUUGAUAAGAAAUUUAUCAGGCUUAGUACUUCACCUUGGGGAGCACCAGUGGUGUUAGUGCCAAAGCCGGAUGGUAGCCGAAGGAUAGAGAUAUAG
Molecule: messenger RNA, 3543 nt
Organism: Asparagus officinalis (garden asparagus)
Lineage: Eukaryota; Viridiplantae; Streptophyta; Magnoliopsida; Asparagales; Asparagaceae
Exons: 3
Coding region: 2497-3543 (348 amino acids)
Molecular function (GO): nucleic acid binding; zinc ion binding
Source: RefSeq, a predicted model, not a curated record